Molecule: messenger RNA, 9494 nt
Organism: Eublepharis macularius
Lineage: Eukaryota; Metazoa; Chordata; Lepidosauria; Squamata; Eublepharidae
Product: alpha-2-macroglobulin-like
Exons: 37
Coding region: 126-4709 (1527 amino acids)
Cellular component (GO): extracellular region
Molecular function (GO): endopeptidase inhibitor activity
Source: RefSeq, a predicted model, not a curated record
AAGGAAGCCCUUUCUUCUGCUGCUUUCCCUUUGCCAGGGAACCGGCUUUGUGUGACUCAGAGGUGAAGGCUGAGGUUCCCUCUUCUCUCCAGAGAGUCCCUCCCAGCCCCCAGCCUUUAUCUCACAUGCUGUGCAAGCUAUUUGCAGAGAGCCGGUAUAAAGAGGCUGGCAGGCUGGUGCCUGAGGGAGCAAGAAAGGGCACAAAACCAGCCUCUGCCCCACUUGUGUGCCAGCUACCUCUAAGCAGCAUGGGGAAGGACCAGUUUGCUGUGGGACUGAGGAUCUUGCUCCUUCUCUUGUUCCUGAUUCCUGGAGAGGCUUCAACAUCGACCCCAGAACCCCAAUACCUGGUGUUGGUACCGUUUCUGAUCCAUGCUGAGACCUCUGAGAAGAUCUGUGUCCAUCUGAGCCACUUGAAUGAAUCUGUGUCUCUAAGCAUCACUUGGGAAUAUGAAGGACAGAACAGGAGCCUGAUCGAUAACGUGUUGGCUGAGAAGGACUUCUUUGGGUGCAUCCCAUUCACAGUUCCCAGGUGGAACGGUUCAUCUGUAGUGCUCCUCAGAGUGGUGGUGAAAGGGCCAACACACGAAUUUAGAAGCCAAAAAAUGGUGCUGGUCAAGAACCUGGAGAGCCUGGCCUUUGUCCAGACUGACAAAGCCAUCUACAGGCCAGGGCAGAAAGUUCUGUUUAGAAUAAUCUCUCUGAAUGAAGAUUUCCUUCCUCUGAAUGAGAAGUUUCCUUUGGUUUACAUCGAGGACCCCUACGGAAACCGCUUAAUUCAGUGGCAAGCUGUCCAGCUGCAGAACGGCUUCACCCGGCUCUCCUUUCCUCUCACUUUUGAGCCUAUCCACGGUACCUACAAGGUGGUGGUACAGAAACUUUUUGGAAACAACAUAGAACACCGAUUUGAAGUAGAUGAAGAUGAGCUGCCCAAAUAUGAGGUCUCCGUGAAGUUGCCCAGGAUCAUAACAAUUUACACUGAGGAACUAAAAGUGACUGCCUGUGGAACGUAUACCUAUGGGAAGCCAAUCCCUGGCCUGGUGAAGGUUAGCGUCUGCCGGAAAUAUGCUGAAAGCAGAUCCCAAUGUAGUAGAAGAAUGCCAGAGGCUAUAUGUAAAGACUUCAGCGGUGAGACAGAUGCACAUGGAUGUCUCACUCGGGUAGUGAAAACAAACAUAUUUGAGUUGAAGAGGAAAGGAUACGACAUGAGCAUCCAGGUGACUGCCGAGCUCAUAGAAGAAGGCACAGGGCUGGAAUUAACAGGCUUCAGUUCCACUGAGAUUACCUCCACUCUCAGCAAAGUUACCUUUGAAGAACUGGAUUCUUAUUACAAGCCUGGGCUCCCCCUUUUUGUGAGGGUGAAACUGGUAGAUAGCAUCGGUGUGCCAAUGGCCAAUGAAACAAUCCAGAUUCGUAUUGCGAUGCCUCCGUACAGCGCCAGCUACAAAACUGAUGGCCAUGGGAAAGCACGGUUUUUCAUCAACACUGACAAUUUCACAGAACAGAGUAUUCACGUAGAGGCACUUUAUAAAUCGCCAGAAUACUGUUACGAUAUGAACUGGGUCACGCCUUCUCAUCAAAGUGCAACUAAAACAGCAUUUUAUCACUAUUCACCAAGUAAAAGCUACAUCCAUAUUGAUUCUGUUCCUGAGACCUUAAGCUGUGGGCAUAUUCAGCCACUCAAAGUAUAUUACAUCUUAAAUCUGGAUGCUGUAGCAGAGAAGAUUCACUUCUAUUAUUUGGUGAUGGCCAAGGGAGGUAUUGUGGAAUCUGGGAUCCAUGCAGAGCCUGUGGAGAAUGGAAAAGCCAAAGGAAUGUUUCUUCUGGAUCUCUCUGUGGACAUCAAAACUGCUCCUGUAUUGAACUUGUUUCUAUAUGUCAUUCUGCCCAGUGGAGAACUUGUUGCUGACACUAUAGAAUUUGCUGUUGAAAACUGCUUUUCAAAUAAGGUGAAAUUGUCGUUUUCGGCUGCCGAAGGCCUGCCCAACAGCAAGACACAGCUCCAUCUUGCGGCCUACAAAGAUUCCCUUUGUGCUAUCCGUGCUGUUGAUAAGAGCGUUCUGAAACCUGAAGCUGAGCUCUCACCUCGUACUGUCUAUAAUUUGCUUCCUGUGAAGAACCUUAGAGGUUAUUCCUACCAGAACCACCGUUUGGAUGAACCAAAUAUGGAGCAGUGUGUGACUCCCAAACAUACUAUUGUGGAUGGCAUUCACUACAGUCCUUUUUCACAUGGUAAAGGUGACCCCUAUGAACUCAUGAAGGACUUUGGCCUUAAAGUUUUUACUAAUAUCAAGAUCCGUUGGCCUGAGUUCUGCAACACAGUUUUAAAUAGAGGUGGAGUUCCAGGUUUUCAAAGCGUAAGAAUGAGCUACGAACAUCCAGCAUCUCCCGUGGUAAGGGCAGGAGCACCUAUGGACAGGACCCUUUCCCCCGAGACGUGGCUUUGGUUGGAAGCCUCAGUCAAUUCUGACGGACAGGCGGACGUGCCCGUGACCAUUCCAGACACCAUCACAGAGUGGAACGCAGGCGCCUUCUGUACAUCGGCGGAGGCAGGCUUCGGCCUCUCCCAGACUGUCUCCAUCAAGACCUCCCAACCCUUCUUCCUGGAAGUCUCCUUGCCUUACUCGGUUGUGCGGGGUGAAGCCUUUGUCCUGAAGGCCACAGUCUUCACCUAUCUCCAGCACUGCAUCAGAGUGGCCAUAUCCUUGGCUCCCUCUGUGGACUUUGUGGCUUCCCCUCUGGAGAAUGAGGAAGAAUCUUACUGUCUGUGUAUGAGUGAAAGGCAAAUGGUGUCCUGGACAGUUACACCAAAAUCUUUGGGUGAAGUGAAUGUUACAGUGAGUGCUGAGUCGAUAAAAUCUGAAAAGCUGUGUGGGAACGAAAUAGUGAAGAUCCCCAGCGAAGGACAAACAGACACUGUGAUCAAGUCAUUUUUAGUUGAGCCUGAAGGAGUCGAGAACGAGGCGGUCUUCAACAACGUGAUCUGUAGAACUGGAGACUCCGAAGCACCUGUUUCCUUGACGGUUCCAGAAAAUGUGGUUGAGGGCUCAGCCAGGGCCUAUUUCUGUGUGCUUGGUGAUAUCCUGGGCACAGCCUUACAGAACUUGCAGCAGCUGCUCCGACUUCCCUAUGGAUGUGGAGAGCAGAACAUGGUCCUCUUUGCACCCAACAUCUACAUCCUGGACUAUCUGAACAAGACGGAGCAACUGACUGAGGAGACCAGAUCCAAGGCCAUUGGCUACCUGGUUGCUGGCUACCAGCGGCAGCUAAAAUACAAGCACACUGACGGCUCUUAUAGCACCUUUGGACUACGUCACCAUGUGCAAGGAAACACGUGGCUGACCGCUUUUGUGCUCAAGUCCUUUGCACAGGCCCGUCCCUACAUCUUUGUUGAAGACCAGCUCAUCACGGAUGCUCAGGCCUCCUUGGCUUCCAGGCAGAAGGAGAACGGCUGCUUCCAAAGCUCUGGACACCUCCUGAACAAUGCCAUCAAGGGCGGGGUUGAUGAUGAAGUCACUCUGUCUGCUUAUAUCACAAUCGCUCUGCUGGAGAUUCCUUUGCCCGUCUCUCACCCUGUUGUGCGCAAUGCUCUCUUUUGCUUGGAGACUGCGGCCCAGGCAGAAGACAUCCACGUCUACACCCGGGCUCUGUUGGCCUAUGCCUUUGCCUUGGCAGGGAAAGAGGAGAAGAAGAAAGAGAUGCUGUCCUCCCUUGAGGAGGCAGCUGUAAAAGAAGGAGAUGGCUCCAUGCAUUGGCAGAGGCCUGGCAGACAACAGGAGGAGCACCAUGGGCAAUUCUAUCAGCUCCGGGCUCCCUCUGCAGAGAUAGAGAUGACAGCUUACGUGCUCCUUGCUCACCUCACCGAAGGGCCAGUGCUAUCCAGGGAGGCUCUGACAACAGCAUCCAAGAUUGUCAAAUGGCUCAGCAGGCAGCAGAAUCCCACAGGGGGGUUCUCAUCUACCCAGGACACCGUGGUUGCCCUGCAGGCCCUCUCCCUGUACGGGGCUUCCACCUACUCCAAGACUGAUGCACAAGCAGAAGCAAAACUGCUCUCUGGGAAGGAAGUCCAGCACCAGUUUCAGGUGGACAAACACAACCGCUUGCUGCUUCAGUGCGGAGCUGUGGCCAAAGUGCCAGGAGACUACAGCGUGCAAGUGACGGGAGAAGGGUGUGUCUACGCGCAGACCACCUUGAAAUACAAUGUGCAGCCCCGCCACGAGGGCGAAACUUUCGCACUGGAGGUGCACACAGUUCCUGAGACGUGUACAGGACCUAAAGCCAACGUAGUGUUUGAUGUGGCUAUCAAUGUCAGCUACACCGGCAAGCGCCCAUCCUCUAACAUGGCAAUCAUUGAUGUUAAGAUGCUGUCAGGAUUCAUUCCAGUGAAAUCAUCAGUGAAAAAACUAGAAAUGCCCAAGAUGAUCAAGCAGACAGAAGAGAGAAGAGGUGAUAUCAUCAUAGGGUCCAUAUUGCUGGAAGUAACGGAGGUCAAGCGGACAGAAGUGAGCACCAAUCACGUCCUACUGUACUUGGAACAGAUAAGCAAUGUGACUCAGAGCUACUCCUUCACGGUGGAGAGGGAGGCGCCCGUUCAGGAUCUGAAGCCUGCCUUGGUGAAAGUCUAUGAUUACUACGAAACAGGUGACUCUGCCGUGGCUGAGUACAACGCCCCCUGCAGUACAGGUGAGAUUAAACAGAAGACUGCAUGAUGAAUGAAGAGAUCCAAAGUUCCCAUUCUGGUUCUUGUUUAAAUUUUUCUUCCACUGAAUGAUGAAGACUACCAAAGAUAAAGAGGAAAGGCCCUUUCCCAAAUUUCCUCUGCUUGCCUGCCCCAUAUUGUGUUACCAGUUUAUAAACUGACCAUCAUAAGCCUCACCCAACUGUGGCUUUACCCAAAGAACUGUUAGUGUAAAAUAACGCUGUGGAAUAAACGCUGAGCUGAUUAGAGAGGCAAAAGCUUUAUUUGAGGAAGUUACAUACUUGAGGGAAAGAGGGAGAGAGAGAGACCCUAGCUAUCUGACUACAUCUUACAGAGAGAAGUGUGGCAGGAGAGAGAAGAAGCAGGAUAUUGCCCUGUUAGGCCCAAUAGGAGACAAGACAAGGAAAUGACCCCCAGGAAACAAGAGAGGUGCUGCUCUCACUGUCCUAAGUGAUCCUUGCUGCCCCCUGCAUGGUAGGCUCUUCUUCCUUCUUGCUGCUGCAGUACACCAGACAUUGCUAUUUCCAACACCCCUUCUCAAUGUCUAGUGUACAAAGUCCACAAAGUUCAGUCUUUCACGUAGACUUUGGAAUUUCUCUUUGGCAAGUGUCUUGGUGAGGAUGUCUGCUAUCAUUUCUUCUGUAGGGCAGUACUGUAGCUCAACAAGCCCUUCUUGCAUAUUUCUCACAAUGUGAUUCUUUAUGUCAAUGUGCUUGGUUCUUGAUCCAAUUCUUUCUGUAUUUGCAAGCUUUAUGCAAGUUUGAUUAUCUUCAAAGAGUUGUAUAGGUUUGGGUUCAUUUAUCCCAAAGUCUUCUGAUAGUUGUAGAAUCCACUUGAGUUCUUGGCAUGCUUCUGCUGCUGAUAUGUAUUCAGCUUCUGUAGUUGAUGCCACUACAAGGUCUUGCUUUCUGCUUGUCCAACUGAUUGCUCCUCCACCAUAAAAGAAUACUCGUCCACUGGUAGACUUUCUGUCUGUGAUGUCUUCUGCCCAGUCAGCAUCCAUGAAUCCCACUAGUCUGGGAUUGUCGCUUGCUGGUAGCUUGAGCUUCAGUUGUGCAGUACCUCUCAGGUAUCUUGCCAGUCUUUUGACUGCUUGCCAGUCAUUCACACUUGGUGAUGCACUUUUCCUGCACGGUAUUCCAACUGCUGCUGCUAUGUCAGGUCUGGUUACUGUACUUAUGUAGAGCAGUUUUCCAGUUGCUUCUCUGUACACUUUGAUGUUUCUCAAAGGUUCAUUGUUUCCAUUUUGUUUCAGGAAAUCUGUUUCCAUUGGAGUACAUGUUGGUUUUCCAUCUUUCAUAUCCAUGUAGUCUAGGAAAUCCAUGAUCUUUUGCUUUUGAUUGAGAAGAUAGCUUCCAUCUUCCUCUCACUCUAAUUGAACGCCAAGGUAAAAACUGACAUUUCCAAGACGCUUUACUUCAACCUCUUGGUUCAGGUGCUGAAUUAUUUCAUCACAAUCUUGUUGAUCCUCAUAACAAAGGAGAAGAUCAUCUACAUAAAUCAGAAUAAAAGUCCAUUUGUUGUCUUUCUUUCUUGAGUACAGGCAGCGUUCUGCCCCACCUUGCUUGAAUCCUUCUUUGAUGAGCAUUUGGUUCAGUUUCUGGUUCCAGGUCCUUGCAGCCUGUUUCAGUCCAUAAAUGCUCUUCUGCAGUUUGCAUACAAGUCCUCUGUCUUUGGACUGUUCAGAUCCUGGAGGCUGUGUCAUAUACACGUCUUCUUCCAGCUCUCCAUGAAGAAAAGCAGUUUUCACAUCCAGAUGCUCCAUGUGCAUCUUCCUUGCGGCUGCUAUGCUCAGUAGUGUUCUUACUGAAGUGUGUUUUCACUACUGGUGCAAAGGUUUCAUCAUAGUCUUCCCAGCUAGAAGGUUCUGGUACAGCUUCUGUUUUUGCCAGGUAAGAGAAUUUCAGCAGUGGAACUCCUUUGUUUGUUCUGUCUGAGUGUCUGACACUUGGCUCUGCUUCCCCUUCUCUUUCUGUGGGCUCUGCAGGUGUCUCUUGCGUCUCAGUCAGGUCCCAGAGUUGCACAAUUUCUGGCUGCUGUGCUGCAUCAGCUUCCUUUGGUGUAGACCCUCUGGUGUCAGGCUUGCUGGCCUUCUUUUCGUCAAUGUACACCACAUGGCGGAUCUUCACCAUGUCUGUCUUUGGGUUGAGGAUUCGAUACCCCUUGCAUCCCAGUGCAUAUCCAACAAAUAUGCCUUCUUCUGUUCUGAGAUCCAUCUUAGACCUCUUCUCCUUUGGAACAUAAGUGUAGGCCUUUGAUCCAAACACUCUCAGAUGCCUUACAUUGGGCUUGUGGUUGUACCACAGUUCAAAUGGUGUGCUGCUUGUACCCUUUGUAGGUAGCAUGUUCUGCAGAUAGGCAGCAGUGUUGAUAGCUUCUCCCCAAUAUUUUUGAGGUAGCUGUGCUUCUUGCAGCAUGCUUCUGCACAUUUCUGUGAGAGAACGAUUUUUCCUCUCUGCGAUCCCGUUGAGUUCGGGUGUAUGCCACGGUCAGGUGAUGCUCUAUUCCUUCAGCUGCUAGGAAGCUUGUCAUCUCCUUCCCCACGUACUUGCCUCCAUUGUCUGUGCGGAUAGCCAUUGGUUUUCUCUGGAAUCUGUUCUGCACCAUUGCUAGGUACACCUUGAAUUUUUCCAGUACUUGGCUCUUUUCUUUGAGCAGGUAAAUCACAGUAAAUCUUGAAAAAUCAUCAGUAAAAGUCAGAAAGUACUUACUUCCACUGGGUUUUACUGUUCCCAUGGGUCCACAGACAUCACUGUGAAUCAGCUCCAGUGGUCUUGUGGUUUGCUUCUCACUCUGCUUGGUGAAAGAAGAUCUUGUGCCUUUGGCUUGAAUACAGCAAACACAUUUCUCUGCAUCAGGACAUUUUCUCAUUUGCAAAUCAUUAGUCAGAUUCUGCCUUUCAAGCUGAUAUAUAUAAUCCAUAUUAGCAUGUCCAAGCCUUCUAUGGAUAAGAUUAGUACAAUUCUUGUGGGUGCAGUUUUUAAAUAAAUUCAUUGCCCCUUCAGAGCAAUCCAGCAUAUACAGGCCAUCCUUUAAUGUGCCUUGUGCAAUUAAUUCACCUUCAUUGAUAAUAAAACAUUUCUCUCCUUUGAAUACAGUCUCAAUGCCCUUUUUCGCCAUCAUAGAUACAGAUAAUAAGUUAGUUUUAAGUUCAGGUAUGUAGAGACAAUCAGCAAUCUGCACUUCUCUAGUCUGGCCACUGGGUAGCGAACAACAUGCAGAUACGGUCCCUUGUCCCCGAGCUGUUAAAGCUUCUCCAUUUGCAGUAUACAAUUUUUCAUGACAUGUAUUCAUCUCAUCAAAAAAUUUUCCUCGUUGCAUAGAUGGUUAGUGCAUGCACUGUCAAUUGCCCAUUUGUAUAUACUUUGAUCAUUUUUACCAACAUUUAAACAGUCCUUGUUCGAUUUUCCCCUCGUUAGGCUAGCGGAAUUCGGCAAGCUAUUAACUCGAUCUGCAUUCCUAAAGACUUUUGUUUCCGUCCCUCGUGGUGGUUUGCUCACUCUCUGUGAAUCACGAAAGCGACAGUCUUCCUUUAAAUGCCCUCCUUUUCUGCAGAUGCUGCAGAACGAAUCAUUUCUUGAACUGACUCUUAAAGCAAGCUCUCUGGGCUGAUUUUUAUAAGUGUGUCUGUUGAAACUUUCUUUUUGCAAUCUCGCAAGUACAUAGUUUAAGCUUAGACUUUCUCUCAUUUCCAAAACAUGCACAAUGCUUGCAUAAGAUUGAGGAAGGCUGCUUAACAAAAUUAUUGCCAAAUCCUCAUCCUGGAUCUCCUUUCCAAGGGAUCUUAAUUUCUGUGUUAAUUCCAUGAAAUUUGCAAUAUGGUCUUUUAGUUGUUGCUGGGGCUGCAUCUGAAUUCGAUACAAUUGUCUCAAUAGCAAGAUUUUAGUUUUAAUUGAUUCUUGCCGGUUUAUUUGUAGAAGAGACUUCCACAUAUGUCCCGCCGUGGGCUCAUGAAUAACUCUUAACAAUUGUUUAUCAGUUAAAGCAUUAAUGAUAAUAGAUCUUGCCUUAUUAUCCUGCUUUAUCCAUUUGGCUUCAUUCUAUUGGUUUCCUGUUGGAUUUUCAUCUGUUACCGCAGACCAGAUGUCCAAUUGUAUGAGGUGCACCUAAUCCUUUCUGCCCAGAGAUCGUAGUUUCUCCCGUCGUCUAGCUGAAUGACUUGGAACCCCUGCUGUGCACUAUAGGAGUCGGCCAUCUUUCCUCUAUUGUCUGCCCUCUGUAUUUUAGCCUGCGGCUAUGGCAGAAGUUUUAUUGCUCUCUCUUAACUUCAGCUUGCGUUAAUUGCCUCUGUGGCCCAUAACCCUGUUAGAGCGAGUGUAAAAUAACGCUGUGGAAUAAACACUGAGCUGAUUAGAGAGGCAAAAGCUUUAUUUGGGGAAGUUACAUACUUGAGGGAAAGAGGGGGAGAGAGAGAGACCCUAGCUAUCUGACUACAUCUUGCAGAGAGAGAGAAGAAGUGCGGCAGGAGAGAGAAGAAGCAGGAUAUUGCCCUGUUAGGCCCAAUAGGAGACAAGACAAGGAAAUGACCCCCAGGAAACAAGAGAGGUACUGCUCUCACUAUCCUAAGUGAUCCUUGCUGCCCCCUGCAUGGUAGGCUCUUCUUCCUUCUUGCUGCUGCAAUACACCAGACAUUGCUAUUUCCAACAAGAACAACCUGAAUGGCUGUGGGAAAGCAGAAUAAAUAGGUGAGAAGAGUCUAUAUAGACGGUGCCCCUUCAAACAAUGUACCCUUUCUCAGUCUGAGAUCCGCAGUGUCCGUCUGUUGGAGAUAAUAAAAAAUACUUCCUAUUCUACA